CAGCCGGAGUCGGGACUCGGGAUCCGCUGCAGCUGGAGUUUGAAGAAGUUUCCUGCUGUUGCGUUGGCAGUUUGACUAAAGAUGCUUCCCGGAGCGCUCACCGUGCUGCUGACUCUAUUCAGCUUCACUGAGAGCAAACAGAAAGACGUUUAUACUUUUAAAGUAGUGAACAGCAGGGGGAAGUUAGUGUCCCUGGAAAAGUACCGUGGUUCGGUGUCCCUGGUGGUGAAUGUAGCCAGUGAAUGUGGCUUCACUGAGGAGCACUACAAAGACCUGCAGCAGCUCCAACGGGACUUUGGGCCGUAUCACUUCAACGUGCUGGCAUUCCCCUGCAACCAGUUUGGGCAGCAGGAGCCCGGCAGCGACAAGGACAUUGACAGCUUUGUGCGCAGAGUCUACGAAGUCUCCUUCCCCCUGUUCAGUAAAAUCGCUGUCGUCGGAACCGGAGCCAACAAUGUCUACAAGCAUCUUGUUGAGUCUUCUGGAGUCGAGCCGGACUGGAAUUUCUGGAAGUAUCUCAUUGAUGUAAAUGGAAAAGUGAUGGAUGCAUGGGGACCAAAAGUUUCUGUCAAAGAAGUCCGACCCAAAAUAGCUGAAAUGGUGCGGCAGAUAAUCCUAAAGAAGAAGGAAGAGCUUUAACCAUCUGUUAAAAGUCCUUUUAGUGUUAAGGUUAGAUUUACAUUAACUGGUACAUGAACCACAGAGAUAUGUUACCUGUACAAUCAGACUUUGUUUGAAUAAACCAUUAAAUCAAGUCACACAACGAAAGCAGAUUUGACUUGCUUUCUGAAAGCACUGAUGAAACGCCACUAUGUUUUUAAAUGUUUAUAACAGGUGUUUGACAUUUGAAGUUGCAGCCUCAAGCCAAAGAUCUCUUCUCCUAUCUGUUAGACAUGUGGGUUAUGCGUUUGGUUUUUUAUUCAUUCUGAUUUGUGGAAUAAACUUUUACUGUGAUGAGUGA
This is a messenger RNA of Cottoperca gobio, 961 nucleotides long. It is a transcript of the gene gpx7, whose product is annotated as glutathione peroxidase 7. The transcript is spliced from 3 exons. The record is from RefSeq and is a predicted model, not a curated record. Gene Ontology annotation, molecular function: glutathione peroxidase activity. Gene Ontology annotation, biological process: response to oxidative stress. Bases 82 to 639 code for a protein of 185 amino acids. NCBI's taxonomy places the organism in Eukaryota, Metazoa, Chordata, Actinopteri, Perciformes, Bovichtidae.